Pseudopodoces humilis (Tibetan ground-tit) is the source of this 1402-nucleotide messenger RNA. NCBI's taxonomy places the organism in Eukaryota, Metazoa, Chordata, Aves, Passeriformes, Paridae. The record is from RefSeq and is a predicted model, not a curated record.
UCCGGUCGGGCGCGCGGCGCCCGGGGGGGGGCGGCAGCGGCGGCGCGAUGGAGUUCCCGGGAGGCAGCGAUAAUUACCUGGCCAUCACGGGCGCCUCGCAUCCCUUCCUGAGCGGGGCCGAGACGUUCCACACGCCCAGCCUGGGCGACGAGGAGUUUGAGAUCCCGCCCAUCCCGCUGGAGUCCGACCCCUCGCUGGCCGUGGUGGGACACUUCGAGGACCUGGGCGAGCCGGGCGGCGCCGCCGAGGCGCCCUUCGCCCCCGCGCCCUACGGCGUGGCCGGGCUGGAGCUGCCCGUGGGGCUGCCCCACGGCAUCAUGGAGCAGGGAACGGGGCUGCUCAACAUGGAGCUGGAAUCACCCAUGGGCUCCCAGUUUGGGCCGGCAGCGCCGGUGACCAUCGAGGUCCCCCUGGGCGCCCUCAGCCCCGGGGCGCUGCUGGGCGGGGCCGGCGCCCUGACCACGCCCCUCACCACCAUCGACCAAUCGGAGCUCAGCUCCCAGCUGGGGCUGGGCUUGGGCGGGGCCGCGGCCACGCCCCCCGGCCCCGCCCCGGGCCCCGCCCCGGCCCCGCCCAGCCCCGAGCGGGGGCUGUCCCCGGCGCCCUCCCCCGCGGGGUCCCUGCAGGACGAGGAGCUGGAGGAUUUCCGCAGGCCCCCCGCCUCCGCCCCUUCCCCUCCGGCCUCCACCCCGGCGUCCACUCCGGCCACUCCGGCCACACCCAUGACCACGCCCAUGACCACGCCCAUGACCACACCCAUGACCACCCCCCUGGCCACGCCCCUGGCCACGCCCCUGGCCACGCCCGAGCCCCCGCGGCGGCCCAAGCCCCCCAAGAAGGCCAAGAAGAAGAAGGACCCCAACGAGCCGCAGAAGCCGGUGUCGGCGUACGCGCUCUUCUUCCGCGACACGCAGGCGGCCAUCAAGGGCCAGAACCCCAACGCCACCUUCGGAGAGGUCUCCAAGAUCGUGGCCUCCAUGUGGGACUCGCUGGGCGAGGAGCAGAAGCAGGUGUACAAGCGCAAGACGGAGGCGGCCAAGAAGGAAUACCUGAAAGCGCUGACGGCCUACAAAGCGACCCUGGUGGAGUCCCCCCCGCGGGUGGAGCUGGUGCCGGGCUCGCCGGGCGCGGCCGAGUCCCCGCGCAGUCGCUGCGUCAGGGCCGGCUGCGAGAACGCGCCCGUGGCCAGCGGAGACUGGGACGAGGAGUUCUGCAGCAGCGAGUGCCUGGUGCGCCACUGCCGGGACGUUUUCCUGGCCUGGCUCGCCUCCCGCAACGCCGGCGUCGUUUUCGUCAAGUGAGGCCCCGCCCCCCCAAUUUGGGGCAUUUUCAGCAGAUUUUGGCAUUUCCCAAAAAUCCCCAAAAUUGGGGAAAUUCGCAAUUAAAGGUUUGGAGCAAGAGG